Chiloscyllium plagiosum (whitespotted bambooshark) is the source of this 5853-nucleotide messenger RNA. It is a transcript of the gene intu, whose product is annotated as inturned planar cell polarity protein. Gene Ontology annotation, molecular function: protein binding. Gene Ontology annotation, biological process: establishment of planar polarity; vesicle-mediated transport; cilium assembly. NCBI's taxonomy places the organism in Eukaryota, Metazoa, Chordata, Chondrichthyes, Orectolobiformes, Hemiscylliidae. The record is from RefSeq and is a predicted model, not a curated record. Gene Ontology annotation, cellular component: cytoplasm; cilium.
CGUUGCUUUAUCUUUUUAGUAGCUAACUUUCAACAGAGAAAAAACAUUGAUUAUAACCAUUUCAUUAAGCAUUUCUGUGUCGGUAUUGUUGAAUGCUAAUGAGGCAGAAACAGACCUCGAGAAAUCCUGGUCGGGCAUUUCGACCCUCGGGGAUGUGGUCGGGUGAGUGGGAUUUGCUUGCGUUUCCCACCUGCUCCUUUGUAUUUGGAAAGUGAAGGCGAAUAUUUCUCCCACAUUUCGCGAGCUUUCAAGAACUGUAUUUGCAAGGAUUAAUGCUUUCUCGGGCUAAAUCUUCAAAGCACUUUGGGGAGCUGUGUCCUUUGGUGAUUGGCAGUUGAACUUUUACCUCACUCAGGCUAGAGAAAGCGUUUAUUCGCUUGAAUAAGUGAGACUAAGAAAAACGCUCGUGAUAGGUUCUCUAGGAUAAGAUUAUCGCCACUGAAUGUUUAGAAGACAAACGGGACAGCUCGGCUGGAAUGUGCUAAAGCUACAAACUCGGCAAGUUGUAAAUCUGGAAUUUGAAAAUCAGGUAUUCUCUUCCGCUCAUUGCAAAAUAGUACAAUCCAAACCAGUGGUGGGAGCUACGUACUGUUAACGUGACGCUUUGGAACCCAAAACUUCAACUAAAAAAUGAUCUGAAGCGAAUAAUGUUCAAUGUUGGUGGGAGAUACAGUAUUACAAGACCUGCCAGAAGUCUGGAUGAAUUGGAUUCAGUUCAGAGUAUCAUUGUUCACAGCGAUCUUGAACCAGAGUGGCUGGAUGACGUGCAGACAAAUGGUGAGCUUUUCUACCUGGAGCUCAGUGAAGGAGAGGAAGAUGUGCUGAUGCAAGCUAAUUCAACUUCAGCACAUCUGAUCAAUCAUGUCAGAUUUAGUGAGAAAGAAGCAGAAGUAAUUUUGGACCACGCAUCAAGGGAGUCUUGCAAACCUGAACACAAACUUAAAAAGCUUGCUAAUGUUUUAAAGAAAAAAAAAGUAAUACGCACGCAUUCUUGCAGCAAAGCCAAUGAACAGAGAAGUAGUCACCCUCCAGUACUUCCUUCAAUACUAAAGCAUCAGACAAAUCCCGAAGUUGGUGUUUCAGUUAAAUUGUCUUAUAAAGAUGUGUACGUUUAUGUUAAUCCAAACAAAAUAAGUGACAAAUUGCUGAACAAAGGGACCAAGCUUCUGGAGGCCUUUGUCGGGAUUAUUAACCAACCUUCACGAAGAAAACCAGUGGCAGGAAAGCAUUCUGAUAGAUCGGCAGACACAAAAAUAACAACAGAAGAGCGACUUGUUGUACACAGUUUGGCCGAAGGCAGUGCUGCUAUGAAAAAUGGCCAAAUAUUCAUUGGUGAUACUCUAAUUGCUGUGAAUGAUGUGGAAGUGACUACUGAGAACAUUGAGCGGGUUUUAUCAUGUAUUCCAGGUCCAAUGCAGGUGAAAUUGACCAUUGAAACCUUGCGCCCUGACCCCAUAGGAACUAGUCUGUCUUUCACACAUCCUACUAAACUGAUUCCCACUAAUAACAAUCUGGUGAAGCUCUUGUGGGGUGAAGACACCAGCGAUCUCCAAAUGGAAAUUGGCAACAUUCCUCAUGUUGCUAUGUAUCUAACUUUAAAGCUGGAAUCAGAAAGUUCAAAGGAAAAGCAAGAAAUUCUUUACCAGUAUCCAUUGACUAAUGUAUCCCAAAAGUUGAUUAAUGUUCGGGGAAUAUUUCUUACGCUCUGCGACAUGAUGGAAAAUAUAACUGGAGGACAAAUUAUAAGUUCAUCAUUCCUGCUGAAUGGAAAACUUAUUAACGUAGGUUAUUGGAAGGAAGGUAGCAAUUUGCUGCUGAUAGGACUGCCAGCUGAAAGGGUACCUCUUCCACAGCUCAGGAACAUGAUCAAGAAUGUUGUGAGAACCUUGAAGUUUAUGUACAGCUCAUUAGACAGUGCCUUUUGCAAGAUGGACAAUGUUCCCCAGUUAGACCACUUUUUCAAUCUGAGCUUCCAACGAGCUAUUCAGCCAGCCAAGUUAAACUGCAACACAAGUCCCAGUUCCCAGUGUUUCAGUAUUUCAAGCACAUUAUUUUCAGACAGCCUGCCUGGAGUUCGGUGGCUAACAUUACCCCAGGAUAUCAAAGUGGACAUUGAUACAGCAAUGAGUGAUCUAGAAUCAGCAGACUUUGGAGAAUUGUCUGAAGAUUAUUUUGGCAUUCGACGACUGUAUGUGAUACGAGGUUCUUGUCUUUUCUUCAAGGGUUACUUGAUUGGUAGUCAUUUGACCAAAGAUGACCUCCUUGACAUCUCACUUUACUGCCAGCAUUAUUGCUUACUACCCCUCGCAGCAGAGCAAAGGAUUGGUCAGCUGAUCAUUUGGCGUGAGACAUUCCCAUGUAGAUACCUUCCAAGAAAUCACAAACUGAUCAUUGAGGACUAUCAAGAGCCAAAAGGAAGACAGUUUUUGCUAAUUGUUGGUUUGAGACAUUUGAUGAUGUGUGUGCUGCUGGAAGCAGGAGGGUGUGCAUCCAAAGUAAAUGGAAAUCCAGGACCUGACAGUGUUUAUGUUGAUCAAGUUAAAACCACCUUACUUCAGCUUGAAGGACUAGAAGCCAGAAUACAAGAAAGACUUGAUAGUCCCUCCAUUGCAUGUUUGUCAUGUGCUGAUUGGUUCUUUCCUUCUUCUCGUGAUAAGUUUGAAAGUUCUCCUAUCAUUAGCAAGUUUCAAGGUGCAACUAAAUCAAUUCAAUCACCAACAAGUCGAAGGGCACUAUUUGGAGACUCCAGCCAAAGGAUACAGAAAUCCAGUCCUCCAAGGCACACUGGUGUCUCUGAUAUUACUAGUGAAAGACAUGGAGAUGCUGGUUCCUUCAGUAUGAACUUUAGUCCAUAUUCUACAUCUGACACAGUCAGGAGGCUUCCUCGAAGAGAAUCCCAAGGGUCUGGUGGAUCUGAGGGCAGUGGAAGUAUAUUUAAGAGCAAGAAGAAACAAAACUUUCCCAAUCCAUUUUAUCUGGGAAGCAUGAAAAAAAGCCUUUCUGAGUCAGAGACGGAGGAAAUAUACAGCAUAACAAAAUUGACAUCAGGCACAGAAAAUACUCUAUUUUAUUAUAUUUCAUUAGAAACAACACAAGGGAUAUUCAUAGCACCAACACACACAGAGGUUUCACAGCUCAAUGGUUCCGUUCACUCACAGCUAAUCAAAAACUUCCAUCGCUGUUGCUUAUUGAUACGGUCAGUUUUCCAACAAACCUUGGACCAACAGGAAAGGAAAUACUCCGAUAUUGUUGACAAUUCAAGUCAAAUGAAUGUGAGGAAAAAUAACAUAGGACUUGGUACAGUAAAAGAACAUGGUGUCUUAUUCCAGUGCAGUCCUGAAAACUGGACUGAUCAAAAGAAACCACCACCUAUCAUGUCCUACUGGGUUGUUGGAAGACUUUUAGUAGAUCCUCAUCCUCAAGAGUUUUAUGUGUGUUUCCAUGAUUCUGUGAUGGAGAUUGCUGUGGAGCUUGCUUUCAAACUGUCUUUUGGAUUAAUUACAUAGUGAAAUGCUGGUCUACGUUCAUUUCAGUUCAUUGACACAUUCCAAAAUGUUCAGAAAACUAGGCUUAUGAAAAUCGCAUGAUUCAUAAAUUUUGUUAAUGAAACAAGUAUUCUAUAUUUAUACAGUCACUGUGAUUGCUAACUGACUUGUCAUGGCUUAUCAUGCUCUGAAUAUAAUUGUAAUCUAAAUGGAAUGAAAUAGAUUUACAAUAUGUUAUUUUUUUACUGGAGUUUGAUUGUUCUGACUGUAUGUAUAAAUGUAAAAUUUGUUUUUAAACUUUUACUUGAAAUGUGCCUUUGAUAAUUAUUGUAAAAAUUCACUUUAUGCAAAAUAGUCCAUGUUAAUUAUAAAUGACCAGGUAUGUAAACUAUAAUAAAUGUAGCAGUUAAGAUGUUGACUUUAUUGACAAUCAUUGCAGUAUUUUGUUCUGUGUGAAUGGCAUUACAGAUCAUCCAUGGUCCAGGAAUGAAAAAAUAAAACUUGGCAGUAUCAGGAAAAUGAAAGAAUGACACCAGAUUUAUUUUUUAAUAAGGGUUUUGAUAAAAGACUAAGCAUUGCACUAUAAAGGAUGGCAUUACUUCACUGAAGGUGAUUUUAGUCUGCAGUAUAUUAUUUGAGGACCCAAGUAAAAUAGUCGUACUGAAUUCCAAAACAAGAUCAUAAGAGAGAUUGGUAUACUAUGUGAACAGUAAUUGAAAAAAGAGAUUUUAAAAUUUUAAACUCAAUUUUAAGUUUUCCCAGAUUGAAUUUUGUAAAUUCAAAUCCUUUUAAUUCUGGUCUCUGUGCAAGCAAAUUAAUGUUUUUUUUCUCAGAAAAAAAGAAUGUAUAUAUCCUCUGCAAAUUCAACCCUUUUCUAUUGCCAUAAAUGUAACACAUAUCAAACGCCUUUAUUUAUUCCUUGUUAUUUGCAAUUUGUUUCUAUAUUUUCACAAGUAAAUGAAAAUAUUUUUUAUUUAACUCUUCAUGUUCUUCAAAGUUGGAUCAUAUCGCUAUAUAUGCCUAUCUUCUAUAGCUAAUUGUACUUCUGUAUUUAAGUAAAUGUCUCUUAUUUCUCCCUAUUUGCUCAUCAGAUAUCGGUCUCACUGCCAAUGUCAUAAUUUAAUGCCCAUUUCUUGUUUACUUUGAUGGUGAGCCAUAAAACCUACAAUCUGUUUGGUGUAGCUGCUGCAUUGCAGCUGUUAAUGGACUUACGGGACUUUAACUUGAUGGUAAUAAAACAACUGUGAAAUAUUUCCUACUCAAGAUGACAGUUUAUCUUCAAAGAGAACUUCGAGGUGAUGGUGUUCACAUGUGUUUGUUACAUUAUGUAUUACAGGUCAGUUGUUUGGAAGGUACUAUUCAAGCAGGCUUCUUCUUUCCUGCAAUGUAUUUUAUAGAUAGUACAUAAUGCUGCAUGGGAUAUGGUGAUAAAGGGAGUAAACCUUUAAGGUGGUAAAUGGGGUACCAAUCAAGUAGUUUUUCAUGUAUGAUAAAUUUCUUGAAUGUUGUUAGAGCUGCAUUCAUCCAGGCACAUGGAGCAUAAUUCUAUCACCUUUAUUUGUGUUUGGUGGAGGGUUUAAGGAGUCAGAAGAUUAGAUAUUCAUCAAAGGGCCAGGUGAGAUGAAGAACCCUAGUCAACAUCAAUUAGAGGAUCAGGCAAAGAAGGACCCUGUGGCAGGGAGUCAGAGACAGACCUAGAUUCAUUGGAGCUGAUUGGAAUUGGGGCACUACAGAGAAGGAACUAGCUGUUUGUUAAGUCUUGAUAAGUGAUAAGGUCUCUAAUCUUAAAUUUUAAAUGUUAGAUCUUUAGGAUACUGCGCCAUUUGGUGAUACGGUUAAAAAUGUACAAAAAGCAACAUAAAUAAUUGAAGUGUCUGAAGCUCGUGCACUGUGUGAUGCAUUGGGGGGUGGUCACGAGUUGCCUGAAUUCUUUGCACUAGGGGGAAGUCACACCACUUCAGAUUGGAUCUUCUGAUUUGUGAGGUGAGCAAAAACAGGAUGGGGAACUUUGACUAAGUCACGUUACAGGAGCUAGAAUACAGAAGUGUCAGCCUCUGCAAUCAUCCAAUGCACUUGAGGUUCUUUCAGCUUGUUUAGGUAUGAGAGGGGGCUGCAGAGUAUAAACUCACUGUGACACCAUUUAAGGAAGUCAUUUAAAUAGUUGGAGCAACAAGGAAUGUACUUUAGGGGAUGGAUGGAGAGUGAUUCACACUGUUCUCUGUAGAAAAGCGGAAGAGUUCAUGCAGCUGUUUGCAGGCCCUGUGCAAGGUUCUACAACAUAUGCUCAGGGAUCAAAAGGAUCUGGCAAUGGAAGAGGGUAAGAUUCAGUAGGUACCAGUGACCUAGACAGCAUUAGAAAAGGGGUUCU